AUGUCAAAGGCUGCAACAGAUAUCGCGCGACGGCCGGCGCUCUCACAUCGUCGGGCUGCCAGUUGCUACGAGCAUAUGCGAGUCUGUUCGUUGUAUGGCAGUUAUGACCAGCUACGGACACAGGGUGUAUCAAAGCCUCCAACAGCCGAUAUUACACCUCAAAAAAAGCAGCCUGAGAUGAGGCAUGAUUCCCCAAAAAUAGGGCCUUGUCAGGAAUACUACCGGCUAGCGUCCGGAUCACUGGAAGCACCCCAGGUCACGGACGUGCCAUGCCCCCGCACUUUACUUCGGAACUCGCGUGGUGACAGGCUCGAGCUUACUGAAGAGAUGAUGUCGGCCUACCACAUCCUGCGCGGACCUCGGCCCGUUAGCCGCAAAGGUCCUCUGCUAGACCAGAUGCAGACAGAUGCGGGCUUGUUCUCGUUCGGCGGAUCCGAGGUUUCCUCCAGCAGCGACUCCACGCUUGCUUCAUCAUCGGGGUUUUCCGGGUUUGUGCAUAACCUCAGCUCUCCAUUUCAUACUACCAUCAUCACUCCUCCGGACGAUGCUGAUGAUCGCUACUCCAACCUGUCUGACCGCACCAUAACCUGCAACAUCCGUCGCUCACCUGAGAAGAGAGCUGUCCUACACCAGCCAUUUAUCAAGACAAAAGGUCACGAGGUAAAGGCAGAAGUCAUUGGAGAUCCGUGGAAGUGCGGCCCUAUCGACACAUCAAGAUACAAGCUCCCUCCUGCAGCAAGCGAGAACAAGCCCCAGAACGGCGAGGACUGCAAGUGUGAUCUGCCUCCGUCAAUGAUCUCUCCGGAAACAUUUCUAGCGUGGUCCGAAGGCGCACAGCUCUGGGAUACGGACAUUUUGCACCAAGAAUCGCGUUCCAGAGAGCCAGAGAAGCCAGUUCGUAUGCGGCCUUCCACGCCGCUUCAGCUGCUGGAGAAGGGCUGUCCCGACGAAAGCACAGAUUCGAGGUCAUUACUUGCAUAUGAGGAGCAAUACGACCAGGAAGAUGGCGAGCGCAUGUCUCCGUACUACAAGGUCCCCUCGAACCCGUCGAUACUCUGGGAGUCUCGUCCCGUGACACCGGAGAUGAUGUAUCACUAUUUUCCUUACGGCGAGUUCGACCGCAUGGACCCAGUAGCUGGUCAGGCUUGCCGAGAUGCCAGUCUCGGUUCUAUUCCAAAGUUUGGGGUAGAAGACACCUCGCCAGUGGAUGGCGAGAUUUUCUCCGAGGGCGAAAUUGAUCAAGUCCUCAACACCCACCGCGGACCCAUCUUUGAUGACAUAACUGCUGCCAAGUACAAGGAGGCCAUCCGUACUUUGGAAGAGCACCUCACCUUCUCAGACCAGCAAGAAGCUCAACUGGAGCAGCAAAACAAAGUUCAGCGACAGCUUCUCCGAUCUCUCGAGCUCAAGCUCGCAUCUCUGCAGCCCAAUUCGACCGGAGACGGCAGCGGGAGCGGCAGUCCGGCCGUCAGCGAGACCGAGACCUGCUACUCGCCAGUCUCGGCGCAGAGGCGUGCGCGCAUUCUACAGCACAUGGCGACACGCCUGCGUGAGAACAUGUGGCAGCAUAACUGCCGUCGCGAGGCCAUUGCCGCCGCGUGUCGUGAGAACGCAUUGCUGCGCUUGCAAGUCGGGCAAGUCGAGGAGCGGCUGCGGGCCGUGUCUGCUCAGAAGGCUGCUCUCUGGGCCGGUCAAGAUCAGUGGCGCGCUCCAACCCCUGCUAGGCAAUAUUGGCAAUGGCAGUGUCAGUGAGAUCUCUCAAGUUAUCUUGCCUUGAUCCACAGGGUUACGCUGCUGCUGAUGGCGCUCUUCGCCUUUCAUUGUCAGCUCGCAUCGUACCUGUUUUCGAGAGUAUUCUUGCUCCUUACCUUAAUUCUCUGCCAAUUCGUGAUUGACAGCGGGAAAAUGGCUCCAAAGGGUGGUUUCAGAAAGUGAUCGGUUUGCCAAUUCUACCUUCCCUUCUUUUUAAAAGUUUUCUUCCUUUCCUUCCUUCUUCACUGUUGAUCUUGUUCUCAAAAGAUCAUUUCGAAACUGGUUCUUCAGCUUCUCCAUCGAACUUCUUUUGAUCUACUGUGGUUACUUGCUCCUUUUGAACUCUACCAGUCUUGUACCCGUACUUUACACCCUGAAAGACAAGGAUCCCGAGUUUUGUAUGAUAGAAGCUGUACGAAUCUCUGUGGUAUCUGCCGAAGCUGCUUGUUAUAUCGGAAAUUGUUCCCAUUUGAGGACGAACCUGGCUUCCCGC
This is a messenger RNA of Pyricularia oryzae 70-15, 2245 nucleotides long. RefSeq lists its product as uncharacterized. The transcript has 6 exons. The record is from RefSeq and is a predicted model, not a curated record. Lineage: Eukaryota; Fungi; Ascomycota; Sordariomycetes; Magnaporthales; Pyriculariaceae. The coding region runs from base 1 to 1752 and encodes 583 amino acids.